Molecule: messenger RNA, 1770 nt
Organism: Molossus molossus (Pallas's mastiff bat)
Lineage: Eukaryota; Metazoa; Chordata; Mammalia; Chiroptera; Molossidae
Gene: CCDC65
Product: coiled-coil domain containing 65
Exons: 8
Coding region: 161-1657 (498 amino acids)
Biological process (GO): cilium-dependent cell motility; axonemal dynein complex assembly; regulation of cilium movement
Cellular component (GO): axoneme; axonemal dynein complex
Source: RefSeq, a predicted model, not a curated record
CCAGGCUUGGUGUUGCCCCAGGACUGAGGUCUACCGCCCCCACUACCAUUCACGGAGCAGUUCCAGAAAGUCUCUUUCUGGGGGCGUUUUCCUUCUACCUCUCUAACGCUGGCCGUGGCGGGCCCAGGACCCUUGCCUAGAUCCAGUCCUCUACCCAGCUAUGCCUAAGAAAGGGAAAAAGGCCAAGACGCCGCUGUCCCAGGAGGAGCAGUUGCUUCUGUUUCAGCAGAAGUUGCUGGCAGAGGAGGAGAUGGCCAAGAAGAAGGAGAGGCUUCUGAGUCAGUUCUUGAAGGACAAGCUGGCUAAGGAGGAGCACAAUAGUGCUCUGAACCUUAAUAAGAUUAACACACAGUGGAGAACUGUUCUUCGAGAAGUCAAGACCAAAGAGCUUCAUAAGGACAUUGAGAUUCUCAGCCAAACAUUUGAACGAGUGGUGGAUUGCAAGGACAGUGUCAUCAAGUCUUUAGCCAAGGACCUCUCAGAAGCUGAGGAGCAGUACGCCCAUGCCCUGCGCAGCCACUUGCACAACAUUGACAAGCUAUUGGCCCUGCAGAGAUGCCGACUCAACCUCCUGGAGGAAAAUUACAAUGUGGAGCUAGAGGCCCUAACCAAGGAGUUUGAGAUAGAAAGGAAGACAAUUAUUGACCAACAUGAAAAAGAGAUUCACUACCUACAAGAUGUCUUCAUGGCCAUGGAGCAGAACUAUAUAGAUUCUGAGUAUGAAAGCAAGCUGGAGUUCCAGAGCAUGUGGGAUGACCUCAAAAACAAGAAUAUAGAAGAGAAGCACUUUCUAAGACUGCAAUUAGAGAAUGUAGUAGAAGACCUGUGGAAAAGGUUCCAGGAUGCACUCAAGAAUUACACUGAUGCCACAGAGGAUCGAAAGAUUGCCUUCGAGACCCUGAAGGUGAAGGACGAGAAGAGUUCCAAAGAUAUUGAAGUACAGAUGAAAAAAAUACAGAAACUACAGGAUUCCAUAAUUAUUUUAAAAAGCAAGAUCAUGAUGCACAGCCGUGAGAGUGAAGAACAGAACCAGUAUAUUCGUGAUGACAAGGAGUUGGUCCUUGUACAACUACGAAAACUUAAGGCCCAAAGAAGUCAGGCCCGAGAAAUAGCACAGGAGAAUUUAGUGAAACUCACCCUGGAGAGUAAUGCCACCCUCAAAGCCCUAAGAAAGAUUGUCGAUAAGGGUGAGAAGAUUCUUAAACUUGCUGAAAUAUGUAGGAAAUUUGAAACAGAGGAAGAAAAAGUGCUGCCUUUUUAUUCAUCAGCACUGACUGCCGAGGAGCAGGAGGAGAUAGAGAAAGUCAGUGCAGAGGAGCUUACGGAGGAGCUGGCAAAGGAUAUAACAAACUACAAAGGGAUGGAGAAUUUUUGGAAAAGGUACAACAAAGUGAAACUGGAACAACUGAGCCUCCAACACAGACAUGCCCAAUUGUUAGAGAUCAAUGGGAAGCUGCGGGAAAUGCUCAAGAAGUACUUGGAUGGCAUCUCAGUGAGUGAUGAAGUGCUGAACCAGCUCAACCCACUCUUCAUCGUCAACCACCGAAGCAACUUACCCCAGCCCUUGUCCACAUCUACAACCCAGCCAGGUGACAAAAAAUGUCCAACCACUUACAAUAUCAUUGAGGCAGCCCACGUGAUCUCUCAUAUCUUGUGAUACAAAGAGAAAAUCUCUCUUCAACCUCUAGAGAAUUUUUUGAGAGACUCAAGGACUUUGCUAUUAAAAAUUUCCGUAGAGUUCAUGAAAUCCUUAUAUCUUUGCCAUGUUGG